This is a messenger RNA of Momordica charantia (bitter melon), 1089 nucleotides long. The record is from RefSeq and is a predicted model, not a curated record. NCBI's taxonomy places the organism in Eukaryota, Viridiplantae, Streptophyta, Magnoliopsida, Cucurbitales, Cucurbitaceae.
AUGGAGUUGAGCGAAUACGACAUCCAGUUCGAACCCAGAACUGCAUUGAAAGGGCAAGCAGUGGCCGAUUUCAUCUCGGAGCUCACCCCACCGCCUCAGUCGGCUGAGUCCGAUCUCUCGUGGAUGAUCUACGUUGAUGGAUCUUCCAAUGAGAGAGGGUGCGGAGCAAGGAUCCUCUUGCUCGCACUGAGUGGCAUGAGGUUCGAGUAUGCCUUGCGGUUCAACUUUCGGACUUCAAACAAUGAGGCCGAGUACGAAACACUUUUGGCAGGCUUACGCAUUGCAAAAGGACUAGGGGUCAUCCACAUCAAGGUCUUUAGUGACUCCAAAUUGGUCGUAAAUCAGAUUAAGGAAGAGUAUCAAACAAAAGACCCCCGGAUGGAAAAAUAUUUAAGCAAAGUCAGAUCGCUGACUGGUGGUUAUGCUGCACGCACUAAGCGUGCCAAGUUGGCAUCAGCAUAUGAGACCGACCUGGCCAGAUCAGUCCCGGUUGAGAUCUUGGACAAUUCUUCGAUCUUGGAGCCAUAUAUGAUGGAGGUUGACACUCCAGCACCCUUGUGGAUGGACCCAAUCGUGGAGUUCAUCAAAGGAAAUCCGCUGCUAGAUUCAAAAGAGCAAAAGAAAAUGGCUCGAAAAGCAGCUCGAUUCAUACUCCGGGAUGGAGCACUGUACCGACGUGGCUUCUCCCUGCCUCUGAUUAAGUGUGUAACUCCUGAAGAGGGCAUUUACAUCCUUAGGGAAAUCCAUGAGGGAGUGUGUGGAAACCACUCUGGCGUCGGGUCGUUAUCGGCCAAGGUGGUCCAACAAGGGUAUUACUGGCCCACCGUUGAUCAGGAUGCCAAACAGUUUGUGAAAGCCUGCGAUAACUGUCAGCGCUUUGCAAACAUUAUCCAUCAACCUCCCGAGCUGCUCACUCCCAUCUCGGCCCCGUGGCCAUUCGCACAAUGGGGAGUAGAUAUCAUAGGUCAUUUUCCUCUUGGCAAGGGGGAAACCAAAUUCAUCGUUGUCGCUGUGGAAUACUUCACCAAGUGGGCCGAGGCCGAGGCGCUCUCUCACAUCACGAAGUCCAGAGUCACAUCUUUCAUAUAG